GAUUCCCCCCCCUUGUCUGAAGACCUGGAGGAGGACAUCUUGGAGGGACGUCACCUUCGUCGUCGUCGCCGUCGUGAUGUUCGCCAAAGGAUAUCGUCAUUAUGGGGACAAUGAUUACGCGGAGCUGUUAGGCAAGAGUUCGGCACGGGAAGGAGUCAUCCUGGAGCCGGUGGGGGAGAGCCUGAUUAACUCUGCCCAGGAAAUCCGGUUGGGUGCUAUCCCGAAGGGGGAAGGGACAGGAGUCCCAUUCUCGCCUGGUCGAAGAACUAGCUGUUCCCCCUCUGAUUGUCGGGACGACAAUCUGAAGAGGAGGGGGGCAGUGUUACGCCCGCUAAUAUUGGACGCCCAGUAUCUGGCGAUUUGGCGAAUUCCCUCUAUGAUGUUCAAGUUGCCUGGUUACGGUGGUGUUUUGUUGUCAACACGUUUGUAAAUGAGAGAGAGAGUUUGGCCCCUGCCUGGUGCAGACGUUCGAGGGCCGUUCUUUCUGUGUAAUAAAGAUCUCCUUUUUUCCUUCCUCACACGGCUCUAUUUCAAUUACGCGAGCGCGCACGCGAGUACGCGAGUGCGCGAGUGUGCGAGUGCGCGAGGUGUUGUGCGGACGGCGGAGCCGGACGUAACAAUAUAUAUUCUUUUCUCUAACCUAACAAGAUUUUUAUUGCAGCACGUACGACCAAAUAUUGGCCGACGCUAUGGCCAAAGCGGAGAU
Vollenhovia emeryi is the source of this 706-nucleotide messenger RNA. RefSeq lists its product as uncharacterized. The record is from RefSeq and is a predicted model, not a curated record. The transcript is spliced from 2 exons. The coding region runs from base 77 to 430 and encodes 117 amino acids. NCBI's taxonomy places the organism in Eukaryota, Metazoa, Arthropoda, Insecta, Hymenoptera, Formicidae.